This is a messenger RNA of Cololabis saira (Pacific saury), 1110 nucleotides long. RefSeq names its product ankyrin repeat and SOCS box protein 13-like. The transcript is spliced from 7 exons. The record is from RefSeq and is a predicted model, not a curated record. The coding region runs from base 225 to 1094 and encodes 289 amino acids. Gene Ontology annotation, biological process: protein ubiquitination; intracellular signal transduction; positive regulation of protein catabolic process. Lineage: Eukaryota; Metazoa; Chordata; Actinopteri; Beloniformes; Belonidae. Gene Ontology annotation, molecular function: protein binding.
GCACAAAAGAAGACAGCUUCAUUACUUACCUUGGACUACCUACAUUCAUGGAAUAUACAACAUUUUUUUCAUCCAUCCAAUCCGACCUCUGCAGCCCACUGCACCGGCCGUCCGGCACGAUCUGAAAUAAUGCAGCUCUCACAGCCUCUGUUUUAUCGCUCAAAAAUGAAUUGCACGUUUGUUUGAUUAUAAGCAGCGAACGAGGAGGAAAACGGGAACAUGAAAUGGAGAUCACUCGGGCCAGGCCGUCCUUGUAUGGAGAAAUCGCCCAUGGCCUUGGAUUCUGGACAGACCGGUCUGCGGUGCACGAGGCUGCAGCGCAGGGCAGAGCCCUCCAGCUGCAGCAACUGAUCGAAGCCGGUGCAGCUGUUAACAUUGUUGCCGUGGACUCCAUUACGCCCCUGCACGAGGCCUGUAUACAGGGUCAAACCCAGUGCGUCAGACUGCUGCUGGAUGCUGGUGCGCAGGUGGAUGCUCGCAACAUCGAUGGCAGCACUCCCCUGUGUGACGCCUGUGCGGCUGGUAGCCUGGAUUGUGUCAAACUCCUGUUGGAAUAUGGAGCAACUGUCAAUCCUCCACUGUUCACUUUCUCUCCUCUUCAUGAGGCUUGCAUGGGAGGCAACUCAAAGUGUGUUCAGCUCAUGAUUGAUCGAGGAGCUUUCAUGGAGGCUCAUGAUUGCCACUAUGGGACACCUCUUCAUGUGGCCUGUGCCAGGCAAUAUUACGACUGCGCCAAAGUCCUCCUUAUCGCAGGGGCUAAUGUGAAUGCGGCCAAGCUCCAUGAGACUGCCCUUCAUCAUGCAGCUAAAACGAGGAACACAGAUCUCAUAGAGCUGCUUGUCGAGUUUGGGGGAAACGUGUUCGCCCAAGAUAACCUCAACAAAAAGCCCAUCCACUACACCAGUGUGGGGUCUCCCUCCUUCCUCUGCCUUGAGUUCUACCAGAAUACCCCGCUCAGUCUGCAGCAGCUCAGCAGGGUGGCUUUCAGGAGGACUUUCGGCACGAGAGCGUGUGAAGCUGUUUCCAAGCUGGGCUUACCCACGCGCAUCAUAAGCUUUCUCUCUUACAUACCGCCUCCUGUCAUCGAAAUUUAAUCACAUUGGACCAUCU